Molecule: messenger RNA, 5468 nt
Organism: Pseudophryne corroboree (corroboree frog)
Lineage: Eukaryota; Metazoa; Chordata; Amphibia; Anura; Myobatrachidae
Gene: PPP1R13B
Product: protein phosphatase 1 regulatory subunit 13B
Exons: 17
Coding region: 358-3621 (1087 amino acids)
Biological process (GO): regulation of apoptotic process; negative regulation of cell cycle; apoptotic process
Cellular component (GO): nucleus
Molecular function (GO): transcription factor binding; p53 binding
Source: RefSeq, a predicted model, not a curated record
CUGGGCACCGCCCCUCCCUUCUGCGCCGUCCCCGCCUCUCCCGGGUGUCUGAUACGGCCCCAGCCCCGCCCCGCAGCAGCAUCCCUGCUCCUUCUUCCCAACCAACCUGCGGCCGCGUCCUGCUGCCUCUCAUCCCCCCGCCGCCGCCACAGCCAGCCAGGAAGGAAGGAAGGGAGGAGGAGGAGGAGGAGGAGAGCAGCAGCGGGAGGAGAGGCCUGCCCUGCGGAUUCGCAGCCAUUUGGAUUUCCCAUCCUGAUCCCUGGAGCUGAGUGCAGGACAGUGAGGGCGGGGGGGACACAGCCCACGUACCGGGCUCCCCCAUCUGUCACCCGCAUCGUGCCCCGGGCUGCUGCAGAGAUGAUGCCGACUAUAUUAACAGUAUUUCUUAGCAACAAUGAACAAAUAUUAACUGAAGUCCCAAUAACGCCUGAGACAACGUGCCGGGAUGUUGUGGAGUUUUGCAAGGAGCCAGGUGAGGGGGCGUGUCACCUGGCUGAAGUUUGGCGUGGGAAUGAACGGCCUUUGCCAUUUGAUCAUCUGAUGUUCGAGCACCUACAGAAAUGGGGACCUCGUAGGGAAGAGGUGAAGUUCUUUUUGCGCCAUGAGGAUUUCCCAGCGGAGAGCGGUGAGCAGAAUGCUCGUCAAGCCCCAAAUCAGCGGAAUAGUCUGACGGGAGAGAAGAGGCUGGAAAACGGGGUGGGGAACCCACGCGUGGAGCUGACUCUUACGGAGCUGCAAGACAUGGCCUCCCGCCAGCAGCAGCAGAUAGAGAACCAGCAGCAGAUGUUGGUAGCAAAGGAACAGCGCCUGCGCUAUCUAAAGCAACAGGAACGCCGUCAGCUGCAGUCCGUUUCUGAAAGUGAGAAACUGCAGAAGCUGAAGGAGCGCGUGGAGACCCAGGAGAACAAACUGAAGAAGAUCCGUGCCAUGAGAGGCCAAGUGGACUACAGCAAAGUCAUCAAUGGAAAUCUGUCUACUGAAAUCGAGCACAUCAGUGACAUGUUCCAGGAGAAGCAGCAGGAGCUGCAGGUGGCGGUGCUGAAGGUGGAGCAGCUCACACAGCAGCUGGAAGACCUGCGCAAGGGGAAGUUAAAUGGUUUCCAGGCCUACAACGGGCAAAUGAGCGGGCCGGCUGCUCUGGAACUGAAGAAGCUAUAUCAAGAGCUACAGAUCAGGAAUCGUCUCAACCAGGAGCAGAACACGAAGCUCCAGCAGCAGAAGGAACUGUUAAACAAGCGUAACAUGGAGGUAGCCAUCAUGGACAAGCGUAUUAACGAGCUGCGCGAACGUCUCUACAAGAAAAAAGUUGAGGCACGUCAAAAAGAAAACAUUCCCCUCAAUCGCAUCAACGGAACGCCAUCUCCCCAGUCCACGCUAUCCGCGUCGGGGCGAGUGGCAGCAGUGGGCCCAUACAUCCAAAUCCCAAGCACAGUGAAUUAUCCUCUACCUGCUGAUCCGGUAAAGCCUCAGUCUUUGUCGCUCGCUGCUAGCGGAACGCACGCCCGCUCCAAAUCUGCUAAUGACGCAAACUGGCCGACGCUGAAGCAGAGCGCGAUAUCCGUUGUGAAAACGCCUCCUCUCAGCACCGCAGAGAGGAAGGAUUCGAGUGUGGAGGCCGGGUUCAAGGCCGGACCUAUAUCCAGCCAGCCUACCUCUGCUGCCGCUGGGCCUGCGGAGAAAUUGCCUGGUGAUGCUGGGAAGAUCCCCUCUCCGAUGCCAGGACUGAGUAAAACGCUGCCCCAUAGCUACGGCGUGUACCAGGGUCCUCUUCCUUUAAGCGCUACUAAUUCUUUGGAAAGGAGGAAGGACGGAAGCUUGCCGAGACCUGGGUCUGGGCCCACCACCCGCUCGCGGCCUCUCCCGUUACCGCCGGCGAGCAGCGCCCACCCUCCAGGCUCCUCGCAGCAGAUACAGCAGAGGAUUUCUGUCCCUCCGAGUCCCACCUACCCACCGUCCUCUUCCCCCUUGUUUCCCGGAACGGACGCUAGGCCUGACCCUCCUUUAACUGUGGCCAUUCGACCUUUCCUGGCAGAAAAAGGAUCGAGGCCGCAGUCUCCUAGGAAAGGACCUCAGACCGUGAACUCCAGUUCUAUUUAUUCCAUGUAUCUUCAACAAUCCACUCCGCCAAAGAACUAUCAGCAAGCUGUAUACAACACCCUGAACAAGUCCGUCAAAGCAGUGUAUGGGAAACCUGUUGUCCAGCCUGGCUCAUCCAACUCCUCGCCCCUGCCUUUCCUACACUCUGCCGGGCCUCCCAGUACUGACAAAGAGGCGGAAGCAGAGGCCGCUCCACCUGCAGGAGAGAAUGGUGGUGUGGAAAACAUUCCACGUCCCCUGAGCCCCACCAAGCUCACCCCUAUCGUCCACUCUCCAAUGAGAUAUCAAAGUGACGCAGACCUGGAGGCCCUCAGGAGAAAACUUGCCAACGCUCCGAGACCACUAAAGAAAAGAAGUUCUAUCACUGAACCAGAAGGUCCAAGUGGUCCCAACAUACAGAAACUGCUUUACCAACGCUUUAAUACCCUGGCUGGGAGCAUUGAGGCCCCACCUUUCUACCAACAGUGCAACUCGCAAGACUUUGUUGGCGUCUUGGCGGAUGUGGACAAUGGAAACGCUGGCACUAACGGUAACAUUGAGGAAGCGGUUUCUCUGCCGCCAGCUGCUCUCCCCCCUACACCUCCUCUUCCCCAACCGCCGCAACCGCCCGAACCACAGAUCCCCGCGGACGACAACGACAACAAAGUUUGCUCGCCUGUCACAGAGGAACAGAACAGCAGCGAGAUUAUAAAUCCGCUUUCAGAAACCACAGAGGACAACAACAAUAACAAUCCAGCCAUAGUCCCUUCCAUUGAGAAGACGCCAAGCCCUGUAAUAGAAGUAGCAUCUCCGGUGAAGGAGGAAGUUCCGACACCACCUAGUGUUCCGGCACAGGCACUUUCUGUCAAACGAACUAAUCUGAAGAAACCAAACUCUGAGAGAACUGGACAUGGUCUCCGAGUGAAGUUCAAUCCCCUGGCACUGCUGCUGGAUGCGUCACUGGAGGGAGAGUUUGACCUGGUGCAAAGGAUUAUAUACGAGGUGGAGGAUCCCAGCAAACCCAAUGAUGAAGGCAUCACUCCUCUGCAUAACGCUGUAUGCGCCGGGCACCACCACAUCGUCAAGUUCUUGCUGGACUUCGGUGUCAACGUGAAUGCGGCAGACAGCGACGGCUGGACUCCAUUACACUGUGCAGCGUCAUGUAACAGCGUGCACCUCUGCAAGAUGCUUGUGGAAUGCGGCGCGGCCCUCUUUGCUACCACAAUCAGCGACAUCGAGACCGCCGCAGACAAGUGUGAAGAGAUGGAAGAGGGAUACAUUCAGUGCUCCCAGUUCCUUUAUGGAGUCCAGGAGAAGCUGGGGGUGAUGAACAAGGGUCUGGUGUACAGCCUGUGGGACUUUGAAGCACAGAAUGCCGAUGAGCUGUCAUUUCGGGAAAGUGACGCUGUCACCAUCCUAAGGCGCAAAGACGACGUGGAGACUGACUGGUGGUGGGCUCGCCUCAAUGAUAAGGAAGGAUUUGUGCCCAAGAACUUGCUGGGGCUGUAUCCCCGUAUCAAACCAAGGCAGAGAACUCUAGCGUGAAUAAUAGAACCCAUCCCUUCCUCACACUGGAAAAUGUAAAGCAUGUUCUGGAAACACUACAUGAUUCAGCUGCAAGCCAAGUCCAGGAGCCCGGACAACAUUUCACAUUCACCGCAUCUUGUACAAAGAGUCACAGUCCCACGUUGUAUUGGAAGCCCCUCGUGGUUGGAGCAAGAGCCCGGUCUCCUCAUCCUCUGCACAGUGAUCCUGUCGAAUAUUUGCAGGGAAUAUUUCAACAUGGACACUGUGCAGACUUCCUGUCCUCCCGGUACAACGGCCGUGUCCGCGUUGUAAAUAAGAAGACCAGGUUUAGUUUUCUGCGUUUUAUUCAUUCUGCCUGCUUCCUACCAGUAAUGUUUUAGUGCCUGUGCAUAUAGUAAAGGGCGCUCCACCCCAGUAUCUUUACCUGCAAUGGGCACUGCAACUCAGAUGUUUUAAGUUUUGCUUGCCCGAAUCUUUGUGCCAAUCAGAAGUGCCCGAUGAAGUUUUGUGUCAAACACUUGACAGAUGAGGAGGAAUCUGUAUGUAGAUGGAUGACUGUGAGGGAGAUGAGAAAGAGGCGUGAAUGGAGCGCAAGCAGGCUCGUUAAACGAAGCGUUUCAGAAUUGCAGGAAGUGUACAGUGAUGAAAGGAUUGACAGGUUGUCUAGGUUACUGAUGGAACUUGGAAGGGGCAGAACGUUGUUUGCACUUUGAUCCAUUUCAGCAUUUACACAAGUAGCUGUAUUAUAUGGUGCAUUGUGUGUUGUGCGCCGGGACCCCUACCGUCGGGAUUGUAACCGCACCCCGUACAAAAAAAAUGGUCCAUGCAGAGUAGUUUGCUUACCGUAGAUUUUCAUUUAGUAACUACAGUACAUCCGAUACAAGCACUUCAGUGGUACCGUCGUACUAGAACUUAGCAGAUGUUUUACUUUUAUUUCCAAAAUGCACUUGAGACAUCUCCAAUUUAAUGUCCUCAACAAAUUUAAGUAUCGACCAGUGCUCCACAACACUGUGCUUGGGAUUUGAAACCACUUUCAUUUACUACUUAACACUGUUUUAUAGAUAGAUAUUUCACACCAUGUUUGACAUGGGUAGGAAUACUAGGAGAGUUAAAUGUAAUAAGGAGACGUUAAGUUAGACGCUGGACACCAGUGACUGUAGCCACUAUUAAAGUCCACCUCCCAGCUGGACAGGUUUGAUGUGGACUAUAGGUAAACAGCUGGAGAGCCAAAGAUUGCUUUAAGGGAAUGUCUACCCACCUGCAGCGUCUUUAAACAAAAUUGCCCCUUCGCAAAUGUCCCCGUAGCUUCAGCUAUAAGCAGAAACCACGGAGGAGCAACAGUCACUGCACUAUGGGACAGCUGGCAAGAGCCAGGUUUACUGGAUUGCACAGGGUGGACAUCUUUAUACUGUGAUAUAAAGAGCUUUAGGAGGCGAGUAGUGUGAUUGAAACGUAUGAGGUUUUUCAAAGUAAGAAUGAGUGAAUGCAAUAAGCUAUAUACACUGUAUCGUGGAGGUAAAACUCAGACUUCACUGGAACUCUCUGCACAUGCUUUAAUACCAGAAGUAUUUGUUGUCUUUUAGUUUUAGGCGUGUUAAACUUUUCUCCUCAAGGUGAACAAGACACAGCCCUGACACAGACGUGUAAUUUAUAGAAGUGGUCACAUAUGCCGUGCUGACUAUGCUCUUACGAUGUUUGCAUUACGUGUAUAUAUUGUGGUGAUGGUGGAAAUAACAAGUAUAAGGGUAUUUGUUUAAAGUUAUUUGCUACUACUGAAGUUUUCUGAAAAGAUCUAGAUGAGAUUUCAGAAAGAAAACCCAUUGUAAAUUAUCAAUAAAAAUGCUAACGCAUGUUCCAACAUUGUC